AGAUAUUCUUCUUCUUCUUCUUUCUCAUCGUUAAGGUUUCUGAUUUCAAAAAUCGAAUUGGCAAACGAGAUUUUUUUUCCCCGUAAGGAAAAGGCGAAUUCGUUGAAUAUAGAGGCUUCGAUUCCUCUGAAUUGAUUUUUUUUUUUUUUUUGGUUUGGUAUUGGUAUUGGAUCGUUGAAAAGGAAGCAAAAUGAAGACGUCGCUGAGAAAGUUGCGAGGAUUCACACUUCACAAACAAGGAGGGGCUAAGGACCGGAAAGAUCUCCGGCCUCUGGCUCAAUUGGACGAGCUCGCUCAGGCAUAUCGGGACAUGCAAGAUAUGAGAGAUUGCUACGAUGGCUUACUUGCCUCGGCUGCGGCCACUGCGAAUAGCGCUUACGAGUUCUCAGAAUCAUUGAGGGAAAUGGGUGCUUGUCUUCUUGAGAAAACUGCACUGAACGAUGACGAGGAAAGUGGAAAGGUUCUGCUAAUGCUAGGGAAAGCGCAAUAUGAAAUCCAAAAAAUUGUUGAUAGCUAUCGUUCUCAUAUAUUCCAGACCAUCACAGUCCCUUCAGAAUCUCUUCUUAAUGAACUACGGACAGUUGAGGAGAUGAAGCGGCAAUGUGAUGAAAAGAGAGAUGUAUACGAGUAUAUUAAAUCUAGACAGAGAGAAAAGGGGAGGUCAAGAAGCGGAAAAGGAGAGAGCUUUACUGUGCAGCAAUUACAAAUGGCUCGUGAUGAAUAUGAUGAGGAGGCAACAUUAUUCGUUUUCCGCUUGAAAUCUUUGAAACAAGGACAAUCUAGAAGUCUUCUUACGCAGGCAGCUCGUCACCAUGCUGCUCAGUUGUGCUUCUUCAAGAAGGCACUCAGGUCUCUUGAGGCAGUAGAGCCACAUGUGAAACUGGUGUCUGAACAGCAGCAUAUUGACUACCAUUUUGAUGGUCUCGAAGAAGAUGAUCCAUAUGAUGAUGAUGACGAUGAUGAUAAUGAUUAUGAUGAUGAUAGCUAUGAUUCAAAUGACGAUGGUGAACUGAGCUUCGACUAUGGACAAAAUGAGCAGCAACAAGAUGUUUCUACGUCACAAAACUCAAUGGAGUUGGAUCAAGUGGACCUUACUUUUCCAAAGGUUGUAAAGGUGGAAGAUCCCAAGAAUAAUUUUGUUAGACUCCACAGAAGUUAUUUUUCUUUUAGGGGUAGGCCAGGCAGCCAAUCCGCUCCGCUCUUUGCUGAGAAUAAAGUAGAUCCUGCUGAAAAAUUGAGACAGCUGCGGCCAUCAUUCUCACGGAAGUUCCACUCAUAUGUACUACCAACUCCGAUUGAUACAAAAGGCUCAGCUUCUGUCGAAUCAGCUAAUCCUGUGAAUAACACAGCACAGACAAGUCUCAGUGAGCGCACGCAGAAUUUGUGGCAUUCAUCUCCAUUGGAACCAAAAAAGUAUGAAAAGAUUUUGGCGGAUGCAAAGGGUCCUUCACCAACUGUUACAGGCGUACAGUCUUUACUAAAAGAGAGCAACAACAACAUUUCAGCAGCUCGGCUACCUCCUCCAUUGUUAGAUGGCCGUGUAUUCUCACGUCAGGAUCAACUUGGUGCUUCUGAUUCUAAAAAACUUAAAAGAUAUGCCUUUUCUGGUCCAUUGACAAGUAUACCAUGGCCCACUAAGCCUGGUGCUUUGAACCAUCAACAAUUGUUCUCUGGACCUCUACUGCGAAAUCCUGUGCCUCAACCUUCAUCAUCACCACCUAAAGCCUCCCCAGGUACUUCCCCUCCUUUUAUGUCCUCGCCUAAAAUUAGCGAGCUUCAUGAACUACCCAGGCCACCUGUCAGUUCCUCCCAAUCUUCAAGACCAUCAGGUUUGGUUGGUUAUUCUGGCCCAUUAGUGUCUAGACCUCAAGUUCAUUCUUCUGCAAAAAUGGUGAGAAAAUCUCCUCUGCCAAAACCUCCUCAAAGCAUUUCUCGCAGUUUCUCCAUACCUUCAAGUGGUCCUAGGAUUGCGGAUUUACAUGUGCCGAAACCAAUGGAAGUCUCUCCUAACUCUGAGAGUGCUGGUGACCUUGUCUCACCUCCUUUAUCACCAAUUACCCUAUCUAACAACUAGCCAUCAACAACCAGUUUUGAGAUUUCUUUAGGUGGUUUGAACCAGAGGUGCAGAUCGUCAAUUUGUGGCCGAGUUUUGAUUCUAACUUUGGAACAAGAAGUACUUUGCGUAGUAUUGUUUCUCGUUAGCGUGUACAGGUGCUGACUAUGUAAAUAUCUUUUGUCUAUGAUUAAUAUUUAUUAAUCGUUUUUUCAAUCAUCUUUAUCCAUUGAUUAUCUAAACAUGAUGGACACAUGAAAAGGAUUAGUUAAAUAAUUUUUUAGUGGUGUUCCAUCAUUGAGAAAUUUUGUAUUUUCUCCAAGCUAUCAAUAGUCAAUAACCAUUU
This is a messenger RNA of Morus notabilis, 2399 nucleotides long. RefSeq lists its product as uncharacterized. Gene Ontology annotation, molecular function: protein binding. Gene Ontology annotation, cellular component: cytoplasm. The record is from RefSeq and is a predicted model, not a curated record. The coding region runs from base 191 to 2074 and encodes 627 amino acids. Lineage: Eukaryota; Viridiplantae; Streptophyta; Magnoliopsida; Rosales; Moraceae. The transcript is spliced from 12 exons.